GCCUUAAAUACGUUGUCAUGAAAGAUGCCAUCGCCGACAAUCAAAGUGCGGGGCUUCUACUUUAGGUACUACUUACAACUAGAAUUUCUAUAAUUAACUUAAAGAAGUCUCUACUAUCAUAGAACCUCUUCGGUUUAUCAGUUAAACUAUCCCGUAUGAACAUGGUUGAAGUUGAGAAAUACCAUCUUCCGCCUACUCGCCUCAUACCCAACUCUCCACAGCCUCUGCUUUAUUAUAAAGGACUCCUGGUCGACCCCUCCGAACGUCGACCUGAAGCUAUCCACGGCAUGCUAGAUAAAAAUCACUGGAAAACACAAUGGAUAUUUCGGUACGGCUCAACUCAGCCAUCGCAUUAUCAUUCAAGAAUCCAUGAAGCUAUGGUCGUGCUCUCUGGCAAAGCAACCAUUAGAUUUGGUGUCGCGGAUACAGAUCCCGACCUUGAUAAGAAUACCUGGGGUGGUGCGAAGGAAGAGGGCGGGAUUGAGGUGACGGCUAGCAUUGGAGAUGUUUUCAUAAUCCCUGCCGGCGUGGCUCAUAAGACAUAUAAUACUAGCCCCAGCGCAGAAUUUAGUCUGUUAUCACCAGGCGAUGGACACGGGAUACCUGGUCCCAAUGCCCGGGAGUCCUUAGCCAACGUACGGCUUUCUGGGUUCACGAUGAUGGGCGCUUACCCUAAGAACUGCGGCCACUGGGACUUCUCUAUCGGGGGAGAGGACGUGGGAGACUUUGAGGCUUCAUGGAAUAUUCCAAAGCCAGAGAAAGAUCCCUUUCUAGGUGAUUCACGGGAUGGGAUUGUUGGACAGUGGAACGCUACCGAGAUCAUUGAAAGGAGAACAUUAAUUGCUAAGCUCUGAAUGCUCUGUCGAUAUGCAUUCUCAAGGGAAGAAGUCGCUAUAGUCAUGAUAAGACUUAUAGUAUUAAAGGCAAGGAAUAAUUGGUAAUAUGUUAAGCUAUCGAAACUUGGUUGUUUCUUUAGUUUACUAGUCUCUGCCCUAGUUACAAUAGGCGGGAUCGGUGAGGGCAUUACACGACGAGAAAUCGGGAAUGGAUUCAUAUAAGGCCAGUAGUCAGACACUAAUUUUUUGAGCUAAUUUCUACAGGACACGGUCAUACUAAUCGGCUGGACCAACAAUCAAGCACGUCGUUUUAGUGCAUCACAUAUAUCCAGAUGCUCUGGGGUGCAUAGCCUUCCUUUAUCUUAUUAGGCGUGGUCGGGAUUAUAAAGAAAAACUGUAGGCCUUUAACAGACGCUUGACUUCAUAUAAAUUAUCUUGCUGCUAAAUGUCCCCAAACAAAUAUUUUAGAAAUUUUUCAAUUAUGUCCUUGAAGCAUUUAUAUUUUCUGAGUCUCUACGGCUUUAUACCG
Molecule: messenger RNA, 1365 nt
Organism: Daldinia loculata
Lineage: Eukaryota; Fungi; Ascomycota; Sordariomycetes; Xylariales; Hypoxylaceae
Exons: 1
Coding region: 156-854 (232 amino acids)
Source: RefSeq, a predicted model, not a curated record